Molecule: messenger RNA, 650 nt
Organism: Carassius gibelio (silver crucian carp)
Lineage: Eukaryota; Metazoa; Chordata; Actinopteri; Cypriniformes; Cyprinidae
Product: peptidyl-prolyl cis-trans isomerase NIMA-interacting 4-like
Exons: 4
Coding region: 259-522 (87 amino acids)
Biological process (GO): rRNA processing
Molecular function (GO): DNA binding; peptidyl-prolyl cis-trans isomerase activity
Source: RefSeq, a predicted model, not a curated record
GAGGUUUACCACUCGAAACGGACUGAAAUAAAGUAUACCGUGUAACUGUAGGCUGAAAGAAGCUGCUAUGUAAUAUUUAGUCUAACCACGUGGGAAUCUGUGAGGGCUAGCGAUGAGAUGAUAGAAAAUGCCACCAAAAGGAAAGGGUGGCAAAGGUGCUAAAGGGGCAGCUGCUUCAGGCAGUGGAGACAGUGAUAAGAAGGAAAAGGCCCAGAAAGGAGGUACAGCUGUAAAGUUCUGCGUAUUCUGUGUAAAAGCAUGGUUAGUGUAUGGAAGCAAUGGAGAAAAAACAAGCCUGGCAUGCGCUUCGGUGAGGUGGCAGCACAGUACAGUGAGGACAAAGCCAGACAAGGAGGUGACCUUGGCUGGAUGAAAAGAGGAUCAAUGGUAGGACCAUUUCAGGACGCAGCAUUUGCACUGCCCAUCAGCACUAGGGUCAAACCUUUAUACACUGAUCCUCCCGUGAAAACCAAGUUUGGUUAUCACAUUAUCAUGGUUGAAGGCAAAAAACAAAUGCUCUGAACAGCUUGAUGUCGCGGUAAAAUUUCAUUUUUCAUUUACAGCUCAGUAACAUUUUGCAGUCAUGAAAGAUAUGGGUUUUUUUUAUAUAUGUAUAUCACUAUGUAAAUAGCAACCAAUAAAAACUGAUC